CAGGAGGAGGAGGAUGAAGAAGAAGAGUGGGAAGAGCGUGUAGACUUUGAAGACUAUGAAGCUCCGCCUGCGGCAAUGUGUGAGCCUGAGGUCCUUGACGCGGCACGUCCCGAGAACCACACUCACCAACCCCUCCAUAUGGAGGAGGAUGAGGAGGAGGAGGAGGAAGAGCAACAGCAUCAACAAGAAAAACAGCAGGAUGACGAAGACCUGCCGCUGCUUCAGCCUCUCCCCUCUGCGCAGGACAGAGCCUCCCCAGCCAGGCCCCGUCAAUGACUUGGUCUUCGCCGAUGCCCUCGACUUUCCCCACCCGGCACACAUGCACGACUCUACCGCGGGGCGAUCUGCCGACGACUCAAGUGACGCGGAGGAACAGGAGUGGGAGCAGCCGGAGUGGGACGACGUGGACAGCCAGGGAAAACACUCCCCAUCACAGCGAGGAGUGACGUGGACACUGACGGCGACACGGAGCCAAUGGAGCCAGUCAGCGACCCUUACUUCGACGCCCGACGAGCCGUCCACCGAGGACUUCGUGGACGUGGAGGACGUGCCCGCUGGAGGAGGUGGUCGUGGUGCCUUCCUCCCAGGCAGAGGCCAACAUCCAGCCCCCGACGAGUGACCUUGGAGUAGAGGGCGCGACGGGGAGGACUUGAAAACGACACGCGGGCAGACGAGCAGCUGGCGAAGGGAGCUGGCUGAGGCCAUCAACGAGGAGGAGAGGCGGCGGCUGGAGAGUGACGAGCAGAUGGCGAGAGAGCUGGCCGAGCAGAUGGAGAUGGAGGAGAGGCGGAGAGAGGAGGAGGACGAGGAGCUAGCGAGGAGACUGGCUGGCGAGAUGGAGGACGAGGAGAUGGAGCAACUACAGCAGCGACGACAGCGCCUGCAGGAAAACAUGGUGCCUUCGGAUAAUGAGGACGAGGAGGGGACGGAAUAGCGACCAGGCACGCGCGCAGCAGGCCCAGGAUGAGGAGAUAGCGCGGCAGAUGGAGGCAGAGGUCCUGGCGGAGAUAAGGGAGGAGGAGGACGAGAAGGCCGGGAGAGUCGCGGCGCUCAUCAACAUGUUUCCUGACGCAGACCCGACUUACCUGACGGAAAGGAUGGAGGGGCGUGGAGAGCGAGGAGGCCUUUCGCAACUCAGUGGAGGCACUUCUUAUGUGCCAGCGGACGGAGCCACGCAUGAGCGGCCACCAGAAACUCCUGAAGCAGACACACGCCGCCAGGGACCGCGAGGAGGCGCCCCCGCAGGAGACGCUAGGAGCCACCGCCGCGCCCACCUUCAUGUUGGCGGCCUCCUCCAAUCAUGUGUUCGAGUGCACGAUCUGUUUCGAGGAGGCGGUGCCCAUCAAGGACGUGGCCACCUGCGAUGCGCUCACCAACUACCACCUCUUCUGCAUCGAGUGUAUCAGGAAACACGUGGCAGCGCUUAUUGGUCAAGGCCAGUCCAAGUUCCGCUGCAAUGAACGGCUACUGUGAGGCAGAGUUCUCGUGGCGGACCCUGCGGCGCGUGAUGGAGCCAGUGGUGUACAGGAAGGUGCAGGAGCGGCGCCAGCAGGAGGAGGUGAUGGCCGCGGGGGUGGAGAACCUCGUGUCCUGCCCCUUCUGCUGCUUCAUGAUUAUUAUGCCAGACCCUGACAACAAGGUGCUGGAAUGCCUCAACCCGGAGUGCCUGAAGGAGUCCUGCAGGAUGUGCAAGGAGACGUCCCACAUCCCCCUGCGCUGCGAGGAGGUGGAGAGGGAGGCGCAGAAGGACGCGAGGACAAUGCUAGAGAACAAGAUGGCGGGAGGCGAUGAUCAGGCAGUGUCCUAAAUGUGGCAAGAGAUUCGUGACGGAGGGCGGGUGCAACAAAAUGACCUGCUCUUGUGGCACUGUCAUGUGUUACGUGUGCAAGAAGGUCAUCACGGACGGCUACAACCACUUCGAGCAGCGCGGCGGGGGUGGUGUCCGGCAAGUGCCCCUUGUGGACCAACGCUCUGGUGCUUCACUCAGGGGAGGUGCGGCAGGCGGCGGAGCAGGGGAAGGAGGAGUUGGACCCUAACCUGAGGCUGGUGCACGACCCCACCCAGGACAUGGACUAGACGGGGCGUGGGCGCAUGAGCAGCUGAAGGGAGAGAAGAAGGAUGGGCAGGAUUUUCAACGUAAGAUAAGUGCAGUGGGUGAAAGUCGAGAGAAGAAAGAGUGAUACGUAGGUACAUAAGAGGGAGAUGAUAAAGAGAGUAGCAUACGUAAUGAGAGAGAGUCAAUGAGAGGAAGGUGAUGAAAGGAGAGAACGAAGUGGGAGCAAAGGAGUCAAGAGAAGAAAAUGUGGUAAGUAAAUACAUGAGUGAUAAUAAAGAUAAAAUAAAAAAAAAAUAAAAAAGAUGAAGAUACGUGAGGUAAUGAGUGUGUGAAAUUACUGUAAUGAUGAUAGAAAAAUGUGGAGGAAGAGUAAAGUGAAAAAUGACAAGUAAUGAAAAUAAACACACGUAAUGAUGAUAGUGAUGAUGACGA
Molecule: messenger RNA, 2488 nt
Organism: Scylla paramamosain (green mud crab)
Lineage: Eukaryota; Metazoa; Arthropoda; Malacostraca; Decapoda; Portunidae
Product: E3 ubiquitin-protein ligase RNF216-like
Exons: 7
Coding region: 1301-1807 (168 amino acids)
Biological process (GO): proteasome-mediated ubiquitin-dependent protein catabolic process; protein linear polyubiquitination
Cellular component (GO): LUBAC complex
Molecular function (GO): zinc ion binding; ubiquitin-protein transferase activity; ubiquitin binding
Source: RefSeq, a predicted model, not a curated record